Messenger RNA from Malassezia globosa CBS 7966, 783 nucleotides. RefSeq lists its product as uncharacterized. Bases 1 to 783 code for a protein of 260 amino acids. Gene Ontology annotation, biological process: mRNA processing; regulation of mRNA splicing, via spliceosome. Gene Ontology annotation, cellular component: spliceosomal complex. Gene Ontology annotation, molecular function: RNA binding. The record is from RefSeq and is a predicted model, not a curated record. NCBI's taxonomy places the organism in Eukaryota, Fungi, Basidiomycota, Malasseziomycetes, Malasseziales, Malasseziaceae. The transcript has a single exon.
AUGCCUGCACGCGGUGUGUCGAUGGAGCAAGACUCUCGAUUUAAAAACAAGGAGGACAUUCUUCUCAAGACUACCAAGUUUCCGUCCAUACUUAGCGAGCGUGUGGACGCGUCAAAAAUAAACAUGUCUGUGAUGCGUCCAUGGAUUGCCAUGCGUGUUGAGCAAAUGAUGGGCUUUGAUGACGAUAUCCUCGUGGAGCUCGUCGUAAGUCUCUUGGAAGCGGAUCAAUUUCCGGAUGCUCGCAAGAUGCAGAUUUCUCUCACAGGAUUUUUGGAACAGCGGGCGGCUCCAUUCAUGAACGAGCUCUGGCGUCUUUUGCUCAGCGCGCAAGAGUCAGUUGGUGGUGUUCCACGUGCAUUUGUUGAGCAAAAGAAACGCGAAAUGCAGGCUACCCGUGAACAAACGUCAUCGGUCAUGUCAGAAUUUCGUCGACGACAAGCACCCUCGGCAUCACCAGGUUCAAGUUUCCAGGCACACGAGCGGCGCUGGGAUCGCGGGCGCUCACCCAUAGAACGUCGAAACAGUGACGCGGAGCGAUCGUCGUCGUCGUUGUCGCGUCCAUCCAGCUGGCGGCACCGAGCAGCGCCUCCUUCGUUGCGCGAGCGUGAUCAUGGCUGGGGCUCGCGAGCUCGAAUGCGUCGCCACUCCGAGCGUGACUCUGAGUCUCGUUGUGCUGAAGAGCGGGAUGAUUUUGGUCGUGCGCGGCGACGGGAAGAGUCCCCUGAGUACAGUCCUCCGCCAGCCCGAAGUCGUUCUGCUUCGCCGGGACAUGAUCCACAAUGA